GUGAUAGAAUAUAAGACGCCGCGAUCUUCGUCAGAAUUCCGAGAACAUAACCUCGAGAAUAACAGAGCGAGAAUUUUCCAUAGAUUUAAAUAAGAUUAUUAAAACGCAAAUUUACUACGCAAGUAUGGCACGUUUGUUCAAUAGACUGACAAUUCGCGAGUUUGCAAAGAUGCAGGUUGUCAGAUACACUAAUAAUCCGGAUCAUUGGUCUGUGAUAAGAAAGAAGAAAACAUCCAUGGAUAAGGCUCUGAAACAUUUUGAUGAGUUUUAUGGUAAUGUGUAUGGAAAAUCAUGGGAAGAUAUAAGAGCUGCAUUAUUGAUGGAAACGCAUAAAUAUAUGGCUGUUGUGAAUAGCUUUAGCGAUAUAGACAGAAUAAAAUCAGAGUUGGAGGCCCAUGGUGCCAUGAAUUUAAAAACAAUCUACGAAACUUAUAAGGAACACCUUGAUGCAAAUCCAUACAAAUCUAAUAAAAAAAAGAGAAAAAAGAACCAAGCAAGAGGUCAGCAGGUAGAAUCUGCAAUUACUGAUGCUCAAGUAUCAAUGAUACAGUCACAUUAUCAGACAGAUACAUCAUCAUCUGUGUCUUUAAGUACAAUGAACAAAGAUGAAGAUACAGUGCUGGAGAAUCGAGCAUUACAGCCUGUAGAAAUAAAAUCUAUUGAAUCAGAUUUAAAUGAAAUAGUGUUUGACGAAAAUCGAAUUGUACAUCCUGAUGUUGGCUUGAAUGGGCUAUAUGAAUUUGUACCAGCCACGAAAAUUAAAGGUAUGGAUGACUGGAUAUUAGAAUCACAACAUUAUGGUUAUUACAAAGAGGGCGCCGAUUUCUCGGUAAACGUCGAGAAGGAAGCAAUAUUGACGUUUCCACAAUACCUCAACAUUUAUACAUUUGAGGAAGACAAUGAUAGUGAUUUUCCUUCUCCAAAGAAAGGAUCCACGGGAGUUUUAGAUUAUUAUCUUUUGGACGGUGCUUCUGUAUUGCCAACAUUGGCCUUGGAUUUGCAGCCGGGCGAUGUUAUAUUAGAUAUGUGUGCAGCACCAGGAGGAAAGGCUUUAAGUAUUCUUCAGACACUCCUGCCAGGUAUGAUAGUUGCCAACGACGUUUCUAAAUCCAGAGUAAAAAGGAUCCACAAUGUUAUAAACCAGUAUGUAGCUGGUAUAGGCCAAUGGCAAGACAGAUUAUACGUGACGGAGCGAGACGCGAGAUUAAUCGAUGACAAAGAUACAUAUAACAAGAUCUUGGUGGAUGUACCAUGUACCACAGACAGACAUGUCUUACAUUCAGAAGAUAACAACAUUUUUAAAUCGCAGAGAAUUCGAGAGAGAUUACAAAUACCAGAGCUGCAAGCGGAUAUUCUAACUAACGCUUUAAAAAUAAUAUCAGUUGGUGGAACAGUAGUGUAUUCUACCUGUUCUCUCAGUCCUAUUCAAAACGAUGGUGUUGUUGGUAUGGCAUUAAAAAAGGCCUGGGAAGAUACCAAUUCUAUUAUGGUCGUAAAAGAUAUGAGCGAAGCAUUAAAGCCAUUGCGGUGCCUUUACAAAUUCCAUGAUUUUACAUUAAAAUAUGGACACAUUGUUGUUCCUACACUUGGUAACAAUUGGGGUCCCAUGUAUUUUUGUAAAAUAGUGCGGAUACGAUAGUGACAUAAGGGUUGCUCGUUUCCGCUCCCAAAAAUAGUGUAAACCAAUAUCUCGAUUACAUAUAGAAUAAUCGUUACAAGGAAUACAAUUCUCCAUGCCUCUAUGGUUUGCUGUAAAUAAUAAAAUAAAAUUAAGAUAUAAUCACUUUUACUCUUCAAA
Messenger RNA from Cataglyphis hispanica, 1798 nucleotides. Its product is annotated as 5-methylcytosine rRNA methyltransferase NSUN4. Gene Ontology annotation, molecular function: methyltransferase activity. The transcript has 9 exons. The record is from RefSeq and is a predicted model, not a curated record. Bases 125 to 1639 code for a protein of 504 amino acids. Gene Ontology annotation, biological process: rRNA methylation. Gene Ontology annotation, cellular component: mitochondrial large ribosomal subunit. NCBI's taxonomy places the organism in Eukaryota, Metazoa, Arthropoda, Insecta, Hymenoptera, Formicidae.